Molecule: messenger RNA, 2631 nt
Organism: Fusarium coffeatum
Lineage: Eukaryota; Fungi; Ascomycota; Sordariomycetes; Hypocreales; Nectriaceae
Exons: 3
Coding region: 1-2631 (876 amino acids)
Biological process (GO): rRNA processing
Cellular component (GO): small-subunit processome; nucleolus
Source: RefSeq, a predicted model, not a curated record
AUGGGUGGACGACAGGCUCACGGAAGGUCCCUUGUGGCCGCCCCCAAAGCCAAGGCCGCCAACAAAAAGUCAAAGGCGAGAGCUCAAAAGAAUGCGCUCGAUGCAUUUGGCAUUGCGCAGGAAAACUUCGCGCCCAGACAAAAGCGAACACCUCGAGCGAGAGAGCUAGACGCCGAGAUAGAGCGAAAGCAUGGCCGAGACGAUGACGAAGAUGACGAGGAAGAGGAAGAGGAGGAACCCCAAAGGAAGAAGGUCAAGAGACCCAGCAGACCGGCAGAUGAUGCCGAUUACGGAAGCGACAGCGAAGGAAACGAAUGGCAAUUAGGAGGACUACGAGAAGAUGACGAGGACUCCGAGAUUGAGAGUGACGAUGCGUUUGGCGACAGUGACCAAGACAAGUUCGAUGGCUACGCAUUUCGAGGAAGCAAGACAACACAGCGCGAGGACGACGAUUCUGAGGACGAUUCUCAAGACGAUGAGGGCGAAACCCUUGGCGCAGACGCAAUCGACCUAGCAACUGCUCUUGAUCAAUUCGAAGAGUCAGACGACGAGCCCGAGGAGAAGGACCAACCUGGAUCUUCAGAAUCUGACGACGAUGCCUCUGACGAAUCGGAAGAAGAUGAUGAGGAUGACGACGACGAGUCGGACGACGACGAGGACGGCGAAAAUGGAAAUUCAGAAAAGAUGCAGAACCUGAUUAAGCAAUUUGGAGGCCAAAAAGACGAUGAAGACGACAAACCCAAGGCCAAAGCCAAGAUUAGCCUGAGCGACCUUGGACUGAUCGGCAUUAACGACGCUAAUAUCAAGAAGUCUAUGAAGCUUAUGAGCAAGGAAGAAAAGGAAAAGCGCCCUGGUGUUUCCAAGAAGCUGGACGUGCCUUUGGCAAGGAGACAGCAGGACCGUCUCGACCGAAGCGCAGCUUACGAGAAAACCAACGAGACUUUGGAUCGAUGGAAUGAUACAGUUAAGCAAAACCGAAGAGCAGAGCAUCUCAUGUUCCCUCUCGCCCAGAAUUCGGAUACAGCUGGCCUCGACACUACUGAAAUACGACCAUUGACCACCUCGAACCCAAGUAACGAGCUUGAGUCUGCUAUCAUGUCUAUCAUGGAGCAGAGCGGUUUGUCUAUGGAUAAGCCAAAGAAGCCCAAACCCAAGCAAUACGAUGAAGAAGGCAACGAGCUUACUCGCAAGGAGGCUCUAGCCCGCAAGCGUAUAGACCGUGAGGUGGCCGCAAGAGAGGCCAAACGAGCCAAGCGCAUCAAGAAAAUCAAGAGCAAGGCCUACCACCGUGUACACAGGAAGCAACGUGAGCGCGAGCGCGAAGGGGAGGAGGAUAGCGAAGUUGAUUCCGAAGCAGAGCGUGAAGCCCAAGAUCGCCGACGUGCUUUAGAGCGUGUUGGUCAGCGACACAAGGACAGUAAGUGGGCCAAGCUUGGCAACAAAACAAAGCGAGCUGUGUGGGAUGACGAAUUCCGUGCUGGUUUGACCGAGAUGGCUCGCAAGGACGAAGAGCUCCGUAGAAGAAAGGAAGGCCGCGCUGGUGGCUCCGACGAUUCGACAUCUGAUUCUGACAGCGAUUCCGAUGGCGGUGAGGCAUCUUUGCGUCGUCACCUCGCAGCCCUUGAGGAAGAGGAGAGUGUGCCUCAAAAGGGCGUGAUGGGCAUGAAAUUUAUGCAAAAGGCAGAUGCCGCUAAGAAGGAGAAGGAUGAUGCUCUUAUCAAGCAGAUUCGACGAGAACUUGAUGGCGAGGAGUUUGAUGGAUCUGCAGACGAAUUGGAAGAAAUUGGUCGACGACAAUACGGUGCAGCAGAUGGCAAGCCAUUCAAGCCAGCUCUUGAAACAUCAUCCCGAGCGCCCAGGAAGCGCAGGUCAGAGGACAGUGAUGACGAAGUUGUUAUAACCACCGACGGUGCUGCUAGCAACCCUGCCAUUCCUAACAUCACAACCUCAUCCGGGCCCGCCACCUCAGGAACUGCAGGUCCAUGGGCUCGUGCCGACACGCGCCGUAAGAAGGGCCAGUCUGCCACAAGCGUUGGCGACAUCGACCUUACACCCGCUGGCUUGCUCAAAGAGGGCUUCAACAAACCUAAGUCCAAGCCCAAGUCGAAAGCCCAGACUGCCGAUGAAGCUUCAGAUGUUGAGUCCGAGACAGAUCUGCAUCUCCCUAUGGCGAUCCGUGAUCAAGAAAUGCUUGAUCGUGCUUUCGCUGGAGAAGAUGUUGUAGGAGAGUUUGAGGCCGAGAAGACGGCCAUCGCCGAUGAAGAGGACGACAAAGUCAUUGAUAACACACUACCUGGCUGGGGAUCGUGGGUUGGUGAUGGUGUAAGCGCAAAGGAGAAAAAGCGUCACCAAGGCCGUUUCCUAACAAAGGUUGACGGUAUCAAGAAGAAGGAUCGGAAGGACGCCAAGCUGGACAAGGUCAUUAUCAACGAGAAGCGCAUUAAAAAGAAUGACCGUUACCUCGCAUCCCAGCUCCCUUUCCCCUUCGAGUCUCGCCAACAGUACGAGCGCUCGCUGCGUCUACCUGUUGGGCCUGAAUGGCAGACAAAGGAGACUUUCCAGGAGAGCACCAAGCCUCGUGUGCUCAUGAAGCAGGGCAUCAUUGCGCCCAUGUCCAAGCCCAUGACUUAA